Messenger RNA from Balaenoptera ricei (Rice's whale), 2370 nucleotides. Its product is annotated as zinc finger protein 717-like. The transcript is spliced from 7 exons. NCBI's taxonomy places the organism in Eukaryota, Metazoa, Chordata, Mammalia, Artiodactyla, Balaenopteridae. The record is from RefSeq and is a predicted model, not a curated record. Bases 302 to 2059 code for a protein of 585 amino acids. Gene Ontology annotation, biological process: regulation of cytokine production; regulation of immune system process; negative regulation of transcription by RNA polymerase II. Gene Ontology annotation, molecular function: RNA polymerase II cis-regulatory region sequence-specific DNA binding; DNA-binding transcription factor activity, RNA polymerase II-specific.
GCUGGCUAGGAUUCUGGGUACCCGAAGCUCUCUUUCCAGAGUCCUCUGUGUGUUUCUAAGAACAGCAGGAAAUGAAUACAUCUCUGCCAGUGACUCAAACCACCGAAAUGGGAUUUCUCCUGGACCCCUCCCUCUCUCUCAGCUUUAAUCUCAUCUAAGGCUACCUUAAACAUGUGUGUAACCUGGUUCAUCUAACACAUUAUUCCAGGGGUUGGUGUCAUUUGAGGAUGUGGCUGUGAACUUCACCUGGGAGGAGUGGCAGGACCUGGAUGAUGCUCAGAGGACCCUAUACAGAGAUGUCAUGCUGGAGACCUACAGUAGCCUGGUGUCACUGGGGCAUUGCAUUACCAAACCUGAGGUGAUCAUCAAGUUGGAGCAAGGAGCAGCACCAUGGACUGUAAAAGAAACCCCAGACCAGGGUUUCCCAGAUGUCCAGAUUGUGGAUGACCUGAUUGAGACCAGCCAGGAAAAUCAUGGUAGACGUUUGUGGCAAGUUGUAAUCACCAGCAACGAAACAUCAACUAAGGGAACAACUGACUUAGGAAAAACAUUUAAUCUGAGCCCAAUUGAUAUUUCAAAACUGAUGAUAAAUGAUGGUAACUAUUCAGAAAUGAAGUCAGAAAUGUUGAAUAUGUGUAAGAACACGUUUCUCCCUAGUGAGCCUGAUGAGAUGCAUGCUGGAGAGAAACCGGAGGACAGUAAUAGAACUGGGAAAUCCCUCAGAUAUGCUGAGUACCCUAGUCAUCAGAAGAAGAAUCAAACUCUGCAGCAACCUUUUGAAUGUAACGGACAAGGGAGAGACUUCAUCAAGGAAGCAAUAUUCUUUACACAUAGGAGGGUUCGUAUGGGUGAGAUGGCUUACAAAUACAAGAAAUAUUGGAAGGCCUGUGAUAAGUCAGCUCUCAUUGCCCAAGAGAGAACUCACAUAGGGGAGAAUCACUAUAGAUGUAACAAAUGGGGGAAUACCUUUUGUAAGAAACCAACACAGUUGAAUCUUCACAGAGCUGAUCUCCAGGGGCAACAGCAUAAAUGUAAUCAAAGUGGGAAUAAUUUCUGCCAGAAAUUACAUCCCACUCAGCUUCAGAGAAUUCAGUUAGGAGAGAAAACGUUUGAAUGUGAUGUAUGCGGUAAAACUUUCUAUAAAAAGUCUAAUCUCACUAAACAUCAGAAAAUACACACAGGAGAGAAACCCUAUGCAUGUGAUGAAUGUGAGAAAUCCUUCUGCCAUAAAUCAGACCGUACUGUUCAUCAGAGAAUCCACACUGGGGGAAAGCCCUAUGAAUGUAAUGAAUGUGGGAAAUCCUUCUGCCAGAAGUCAGCCCUCACUGUUCAUCAAAGGAUUCACAAUAGGGAGACACCUCAUGAAUGCAAUGAUUGUGGUAAAACCUUCCAUAAGAAGUCAGUACUCACUGCACAUCAGAGAACUCACACAGGAGAGAGACCUUAUGCAUGUAAAGAAUGUGGGAAAUCUUUUGGCCACCGGCCAGCCCUCACUGUACAUCAGAGAACUCACACAAGAGACAGACCUUAUAAAUGUAAUGAAUGUGGGAAAUCCUUCUGUGUGAAGCCAAAACUCACUGUACAUCUGAGACUUCACACAGGUGAGAAACCCUAUGAAUGUAAAGAAUGUGGUAAAACUUUCUACCAGAAGUCAAAACUCACUGUACACCAGAGAACUCACACAGGUGAGAAACCUUAUAAAUGUGACGAAUGUCAGAAAACCUUUUGUGAAAAGUCAACCCUCAGUAGACAUCAGAGAACACACACAGGAGAGAAGCCCUAUGGAUGUAAAGAAUGUAGGAAAACUUUCUUCCAGAAGUCAGCCCUCACUGUACAUCAGCGAACUCACACAGGAGAGAAGCCCUAUGAAUGUAAUGAAUGUGGAAAAACCUUUUGCCAGAAAUCACACCUCAGCAAACAUCAGAGGACUCACACAGAGGAGAAAUCAUGUAUGGCAGAGACUGGCUGUAUGUACACCCAAACUCACUUUCUUUUUCUUUGGGGCACACAGUUAGCCUGCAUUUCUCAGCCUUCCUUUACUGUGGGUGGGACCAUAUAACUGAGCUGUGGCCAGGAGAAUUUGAACACAAGCAAUAAACAUUAAUUCCAGGCCAGGCCACAAGAAAAAACCAAAAAACCUUCCAUGCAUUCCUGCUGACAUUUUAUGCCCUGUGGUUCUGAAGCGCAAAUCUGCUCCCCACACCCCCACCCCGUUUUGCCUUGGGAGCCACUGGGUGGAGAUGGCAACCAUGACUUAAGACAGAAAAAAUUGAUUAUGAUUAUGGAGAGCAGAAAUUUUCCCAACUCUACCAAAAAAAAAUGUCCAUUUGUGCUUUACCUGAGUGAGAAAUAAACAUUCACUGUUGGGCC